Messenger RNA from Lemur catta (Ring-tailed lemur), 3348 nucleotides. It is a transcript of the gene NET1, whose product is annotated as neuroepithelial cell transforming 1. The transcript is spliced from 12 exons. Gene Ontology annotation, biological process: intracellular signal transduction; positive regulation of Rho protein signal transduction. NCBI's taxonomy places the organism in Eukaryota, Metazoa, Chordata, Mammalia, Primates, Lemuridae. Bases 140 to 1930 code for a protein of 596 amino acids. The record is from RefSeq and is a predicted model, not a curated record. Gene Ontology annotation, molecular function: guanyl-nucleotide exchange factor activity.
AUUUUCAAAUCCCCGGAUGACGGCGGCGGCGGGUCCCCGCUGACAGGCGCUUUCUGCCUGGCACAGGCCGGCGGGCACCGUGCCCGCCCCUGCCGGUCUCCCGGGCACUCGGCCACCGCCCCACCCCCUCCUCCGUGCCAUGGAGCCCGAGCUGGCGGCUCAGAAGCAGCCCCGGCCGCGGAGGCGAAGCCGCCGACUCUCUGGGCUGAGCGCGGAGGGCGCCGCGGGGCCUUCGGCCGACACGCCCGGGCCGGGGCCGGAGGAGAGAUACUCCCUUCGGAGAGGUAGCUCCUUCACAUUUUUAACACCUGGCCCCCAUUGGGACUUCACUUUGAAAAGAAAACGAAGAGAGAAAGAUGAUGAUGUUGUAAGCCUCAGCAGCCUUGAUCUGAAGGAGCCUAGCAAUAAAAGAGUUCGACCUCUAGCUCGGGUCACGUCCUUGGCAAACUUAAUCUCUCCUGUAAGAAAUGGAGCAGUCAGACGUUUUGGUCAAACAAUACAGUCAUUUACCCUCCGUGGUGACCACAGAUCCCCAGCCUCUGCCCAGAAGGCAUUUAGCAGAUCCACAGUGCCGACACCUGCCAAGAGAAGAAGCAGCGUGCUGUGGUCAGAGAUGCUGGACGUCAGCACGAAGGAGUCUUUGACCACCCGGGAAAUCAAACGUCAGGAGGCAAUAUAUGAAAUGUCCCGAGGUGAACAGGAUUUAAUUGAAGAUCUCAAGCUUGCAAGAAAGGCCUACCAUGACCCCAUGUUAAAGUUGUCCAUCAUGUCGGAAGAAGAACUCACACACAUAUUUGGUGAUUUGGACUCUUACAUACCUCUGCAUGAAGAUUUGUUGGCAAGAAUAGGAGAAGCAACGAAGCCUGACGGGACAGUGGAGCAGAUUGGUCACAUUCUGGUAAACUGGUUACCAGGCUUGAACGCCUACAAAGGCUACUGCAGCAACCAGCUGGCAGCCAAAGCUCUGCUUGACCAAAAGAAACAGGAUCCAAGAGUCCAGGACUUCCUCCAGCGAUGCCUUGAGUCUCCCUUCAGUCGAAAACUAGAUCUUUGGAGCUUCCUAGACAUUCCUCGAAGCCGCCUAGUCAAGUAUCCUUUACUGUUGAAAGAAAUUCUCAGACACACUCCCCAAGACCACCCUGAUGUCCAGCUUCUGGAGGAUGCUGUGUUGAUAAUACAAGGAGUUCUCUCUGACAUCAACGUGAAGAAAGGGGAAUCCGAGUGCCAGUAUUACAUCGACAAGCUGGAGUAUCUGGAUGAGAAGCAGAAGGACCCGAGGAUCGAAGCGAGCAAAGUCCUGCUGUGCCACGGGGAGCUGAAGAACAAACACGGCCACAAACUUUACAUUUUCCUGUUUCAAGACAUCUUGGUUCUGACCCGGCCUGUCACGCGGAACGAGCGGCACUCGUACCAGGUGUACCGGCAGCCGAUCCCGGUCCAAGAGCUGGUCGUGGAAGACCUGCAGGAUGGAGAUGUGCGGAUGGGAGGGUCCUUCCGGGGGGCUUUCAGCAGCUCAGAUAAAGCUAAAAAUAUCUUUAGAGUUCGCUUCCAAGACCCCUCUCCAGGCCAGUCUCACACUCUGCAAGCCAAUGACGUGUUCCACAAGCAGCAGUGGUUCAACUGUAUUCGAGCCGCCAUGGCGCCUUUCCAGCCCGCGGCCAGCCCGCCGGAGCUGCAGGGCCUGCCCGAGCUCCACGAAGAGUGCGAGGAGAACAGCCCUCCGGCCGGGAACCUCCAAGCCCAGAGGAGGGUAUCCGCGGUGUCGGGCGUGACUCGGGCGGAGGUCGGUGAGAAUGCUUCCGAGUGUGGCUCCGGCGUGCAGCCGGCAGAAGACGCCGGGAGCCUGAAGGCGCCCCAAACGCGGCCCAGCUUCCGGAGAGCGCGGGACAGAGCCCAGUCGAGUGGCAAACGGAAAGAGACGCUCGUGUAGAGGGAGCUGUGUGUGGCCGGCACAGGGACUGUUUAUUUAUAAAUGUGUACAGUUUUGUUUCUCUCCUAGUGUGAGCAUGGGAGCACCCGUGGGGCUGCUCUGUACCGGUUGUAAUAUUUCCAUUGUUCUGGGUCUUUCUCUUUUCUCUUUUUAAUGGCAGCUAAAGAUAUACAGAUUGUUAAAUUGCAGUCUUUUUUUUUUUUAAGAUGUUUUCUCAGAUUUUUUAGAACAUGCAAGGCUAGUAUUUUUAAUCAGAUGAAAUAUUUAUGAAAUGGAUUUUUUCCUAAUUCUGGAUUCAUGAUGACUCCAUUACCAACCAACUGUGUUAUUUACAGUAUUCGCCAAAACUUAGAAUUUUGCAAAUACUGGAAUUCUACCAGUGUUUUGUUGAUAAACCUUGCGUGCAAAAUUGCAAAAUUUGAAAUUUUAACAUUUGGAGUAUUUCAAAAUUUACAUUGAAACAUAACUUACUUGGAAAACAAACCAUAAAACUUAAUAGGUUUUUCAUUUUAUCAACUGGAAUGCUUUAUAUUAGUUUUUCACUGCACAUUCCUCAUUUUUCAUUCAUAACCUGCCAAUUAUUUAAUUUUUUUAUUGUAAAGUAGUUUUUAGUAUUUGCUUUUAUUUUUUUUACUUUGAUGCCAUUUCAAACUGGCAUGUCUUUAUUUUUCUUCCUGAUUAAAAAUGUGUGUGUAUGUGUGUGUGUGUAUAUAUAUAUAUAUAUUUUUUUUUAAAUCAUAUGAACUUUACCAAGUGAAACCAAGCCAUACUGUGUUUGAGCCAAUUAAGAAGAUUGCAGUUUUUAAAGGAUAAGAUUGCAGGGUGGUGAAGACACAUGAAAUGGCCCAGCAUAUCCAAGACUACUGGAAGAAAGCCACUUCACGGAUUUCAUUGAAAGUUUCAGUGUUUGAAAAGCAAGAGGGAAGGUGAUUGGUAGUAAGUAAAAAAAAAAAAAAAAGGAAAAAGAGAGUAGUUCUGUCUUAAAGUGUCUGGUUGUGCCAGAGUGCAAAAGGGGGAGAGGCUCUACUUGAGGGUGUGUAGGAAGUUGUCGAAGGCUCGAGGGGACGUGAACCGUUUGCCUAGGUUUGCAAAACCUGCGAACGAUGAGCUGGAAACAAAUGUGUGGAAAAUAGGACCAUGUGAGAUCAAUUUUGGUGGAUUUGUUCAUAAGAUGGAGAAAAGACUGAGUCUUUUACCGUAAGAUGUUCUGUUAAAAUGGGAUCAUAACCUCUAAAGCAGGGGCGCGACGGCCCCGUGUCGGGGCAGAUGUGCGUUGCGACCGGCCAGGUGAGUGGCAGCCCGCAUGUGAAAUACGUUUGGCCGAUGGAAAUGAAAAUUGGGAAAGACUGUAAAUAGUUUGAUCUAAAUGAUUUCUCUGUACAAAUGAAUGGAUAUAAUUAAAAAAAGCACACACAUGA